This is a messenger RNA of Entelurus aequoreus (snake pipefish), 4818 nucleotides long. Its product is annotated as mitogen-activated protein kinase 8. The record is from RefSeq and is a predicted model, not a curated record. Gene Ontology annotation, cellular component: nucleus; cytoplasm. Gene Ontology annotation, molecular function: ATP binding; JUN kinase activity. Bases 357 to 1598 code for a protein of 413 amino acids. Gene Ontology annotation, biological process: JNK cascade; protein phosphorylation. The transcript is spliced from 11 exons. NCBI's taxonomy places the organism in Eukaryota, Metazoa, Chordata, Actinopteri, Syngnathiformes, Syngnathidae.
GCCGCCGCUGCCGGUAACGCGCAGCUGGUCUUGAACGUCCCCCCGGUCCUCAUUGUGCAGCCGAGGAAGUGUCGGAAGGUUCCGCCGACGUCGGUAUGAAAUGGCAGAAACUGCCCGUGUCACGGAAGCUCAACGAUUAGACUACGCUAAAAACACACAUGGAUUUUGCGGAGACCCCGGCCUGUUAGUUUAAGGGCCACAGGAGUGUGCCCGAAGAAGGAAUUCAGAGUUGUUGGCUUCUCCGACGGCCAGUGGACGGCGUCUGCGGGCGGAAAGUGUUGUAAUUAUCCGGACAGGGGUGUUGAGCCUAAACCCCCCACUUGGAUGCGCAUUCCCACAUUGUCCAAGGUUAAACCAUGAACCGGAAUAAGCGUGAGAAAGAGUACUACAGUAUAGAUGUGGGAGACUCAACUUUUAUGGUUUUAAAGCGUUACCAGAACCUCAGACCCAUCGGAUCCGGAGCACAGGGAAUUGUCUGUUCAGCUUACGACCACAACUUGGAAAGGAACGUCGCCAUCAAGAAGCUGAGCCGACCCUUUCAGAAUCAAACUCAUGCGAAACGAGCCUACAGAGAACUAGUGCUGAUGAAAUGUGUCAACCACAAGAAUAUAAUCGGCCUAUUACAUGUAUUCACACCUCAGAAGACACUGGAGGAGUUCCAAGAUGUAUAUCUAGUGAUGGAGUUGAUGGAUGCCAACCUCUGCCAGGUGAUUCAGAUGGAACUGGAUCACGAGAGGCUGUCCUACUUACUUUACCAGAUGCUGUGUGGAAUCAAACACUUGCAUGCAGCUGGAAUCAUACAUAGGGAUCUAAAGCCAAGUAACAUAGUGGUCAAAUCUGACUGCACACUAAAGAUCCUGGACUUUGGCCUAGCCAGGACAGCUGCCACCGGCCUCCUGAUGACGCCCUACGUGGUCACCCGCUACUAUCGUGCCCCUGAAGUCAUCCUGGGCAUGGGCUACCAGGCUAACGUGGAUAUAUGGGCUGUGGGAUGCAUUAUGGCAGAAAUGGUACGCCACAAAAUCCUUUUUCCGGGAAGGGAUUAUAUUGAUCAAUGGAAUAAGGUCAUUGAACAGUUGGGGACGCCGUCUCAGGAAUUCUUGAUGAAACUCAACCAGUCGGUGAGGACCUACGUGGAGAAUCGACCACGCUACGUAGGCUACAGCUUUGAGAAGCUCUUCCCGGAUGUUCUGUUUCCCGCAGAUUCCGAACACAACAAACUGAAAGCAAGUCAAGCAAGAGACCUGCUGUCAAAGAUGCUGGUUAUAGACGCAUCCAAGCGGAUUUCGGUAGACGAAGCUCUCCAGCAUCCUUACAUCAACGUCUGGUAUGAUCCUACUGAAGUGGAGGCGGUAAGGAUGGAAGGAGUCUCUCUGCAUCAUUCAGAUGAAAAAAAUGUGUUUUCAAUAUUAAUUUCACAUAUUUUUGUUUCUUCACAGCCGCCACCUGCUAUUACAGACAAGCAACUGGAUGAGCGAGAGCACACGGUGGACGAGUGGAAAGAGUUGAUCUACAAAGAAGUGUUGGACUGGGAGGAAAGGACAAAGAAUGGUGUCGUUAAAGGACAGCCAGCAUCCAUUGCACAGGUGCAGCAGUGAUCAGCGAUGCCCUGCAGCAGCACCACCAGCACCCCACCCCCGCACGCUCCUCUCCCUGUGUUGCCUCCACGGACCCAGAAACGGGCGAUGGGGCGCCGGGCCCCUGCAGAUAAUACCCAUGCAGGCCCCGCCCCUUCCCGGACCUCACCUCCAUUCUGUAAAAGACUUUUUGAAGCCACUUCAACGAUUUGGUCUGAAAAGGUAAGAAGGCGAGUUUUAAAAUGCUGUCCUGUAAACGUCAUGUGACUUUCUACCUAUGUUGAAUCCUUUCAUUGACAUGUUUAUGAGGACCAGACGGACCUAAACAGGUGCAAGUGUUGCAUGUGUCGCUAGUGAGCGUUAAAAAGCUUUUAAGGACGUAAAGUGAGUUUUGGUUGUGGAUGAGAAAGUGAUUGAAGAACAUCAUCCUGGUAUUAGUAACUUAACACUGGCUUCAUGGCGCCCCCAAAAAACGGAACCUCAGCCUUUUGGUUUUGAAGCCUGCAGUUGAAAAGAAGCCGCAUGUCAACUAAACAGCAGCACAAAAAUAAGAUUAAAAUGAAAAUAAUAUGCAAUAAUGUCCUUUUGAGUUUUUGUAAUCUAAGAGAAGUGCCUGUUGUGCUGCAACACGUCUUUCAUGUUGCUUUUAAUGGACAGAUUUAAACAACCAACAACUGUGGCAUGGAGAACACUAGCUUUUUUUUUUUAAACUCAAGUUUGACCCUUAAGGGACACUAUCAGUGUCAGACAAGGCAAGUUCAUCCAGGUCUUUCAUCAAAGUGACCCUCAAAUAACUCACUAAAUCUAAAUUUUUCUGCUGAAUACGACACUUGAUGAUCACAAAUGAAUGACGGAGAAAGCUGACAUGUUUGUGUAGUCGGAUAAAAAUCAAGUCAAGUCAAACAACACUGCAACAUAAAGUUUAUAGCAGUUUUUUGUAUUGGUCAUGAUGCUUUUUGUUUGUCUGCCUGCUGGGGUAAUUAAUUAUGUACUUAAAUAAAACAACGUGUAUUCUUUUCAGUUUGCAGCAAACAUGCUUUUAGUGUAAUUGUCUGUUCCGUCUUUGUAGAUUUAUUAUGUAAUUUAUGUCCAACAUCGUCAACAUGGCAACAACUACUGUAUUAAUAUUAUUAUUAUUAUUAUUGAUCUUUUAAGAACAACAAUCUCACUUAGUUUGGGUUGCACCAGCCAACUUAUUAAUAUCGCUUUAUUGCUUUCACUGUGAUAAGUCAUGUGAUCACUAGUAGCCAAUGGCAACCCCUCGUGUCAAAACAGAAAUCAUUUCUAAAAUUGCAUCAGUCCAGAAAGAUUAGGAGAAACAAACUGGUAUAAAAUUGGAGUUAAGCUAUAGUUAACAAAACAUAUUUUGCAACCAAAUACAUCCAAUUUAAGUUUCAAGUUUAAUUUAUUCAGACAUUUAAACAUUUGACAGAUAAAGGGAAUACACAUUUUGUUAAUGUAUUUUCUCGACUAUAAGCUGCACCCACCAAAUUUUACAAGAAAAAAACAUUUUACCAUAUUAGCUGCACCGGACUAUAAGCCACAUAUAUAUACCAGUACGCUGUGAAAUAAGCUAUUUACAUAGAAAAAUGUUUUACACGUAACACGGCAGUAAAACGGCUGAUCAAACAAAACAGAAAAGUCAUUGUCUUUAAUAUGUUUGAGGAUUCUUCUUCCUCGUACUUUGUAAAACCUUUCAGUUUAAACAGUUUCUUAAAGUGGAUGAUUUUAGUACAUUUGUUUGAUUUCUUCGCUUAAUCAAUUCCAUAAUUUAGCAGUUAGCGUACAAAAAUCCAUAAAUUAGCCGCAUUGUUCAAAAGUUGGGGGAAAAAGUAGCAGCCUUCUUGUCCAAUUUUUCAAUAAAGAAUAAUCAUAAGAGAGGUUUCUACUGUUGUUCUUUUUUAUUUUACCUAGAUUUAUAUACAAAUCUACAUAAAGAGCAACCAAUGCAAAGUCAAAAGCAACAUUUAAAACAAAAUAAAAAUACAAUAAAAAUGUUUUCCCCUUCAUAAUUAAAACUUAAAACAUUUUUGAGGAUGAAAAGGGGCACAAAUUGUAAAAAAAAACAACCCUCCAAUUAACUAUUGGCAAAAAAAAAGAAAAAAUAUAGUUUAGUGACUUGUCUGUUUUUGGAAAGUAAAACUAAACAGCCAUUUAGAAGCCACUGAAUUGUGUUUUUCUAUUUUGAUUAAAAAAAAAAACAUUAAGUAGAGAUUAAUAUGAAUAUACAUAUGAAUAUAUAAAUAUGAAUUGAUAUGAAAAUGUUAAAUGUUUUUAGAUGACAAUAUAUUGAUUUAAAAUAUUUAUUUUCAGAUGAAAAUAGAAAAUAGCCAAUGGAAAGCAUGAAUUUCCACAGGUAAAAUAAUGUAAACAAUGGAAAGGUUAUGUCAUGUAUUAGCAGGUCGUCACUUUUAUAUUCAUAGUUUAAUUUAUUGUACGUUUCAGUAAGUUUGUGAGGUGCAACCCAACAUAAGGUAGAAUUGUGCACAUUUACACAUAAUCAUCAUAAUCAUUAUGCUGUAUUAGCAAAGUUUACUCAGUUGUUUGGAUUUUCCAUGUGAAGCAAGGCAGCAAUCACGUUUAUAUUAACUCAAAACAAUCAAAACUUUGUUUUUAAGUGCUCUUAAUUUUCAACCGUUUGCAGCUUUUAAAAGGAAACAUCAUUGCUUUGUUAUCACGGACGAAUGAUGUCUUCGUUAAUUAAAAAACAGUCCGCUUUGAUGAACUACCUCCCGUGAAUUUCUGCCACACGGUGAUGUCACCACGAGACAUGUGAAUAUCAGAUUGCAUUAUUUAUUUAUUUGACAAAAAGAGAAGAAAGGUGUUUCAGAUUUGUACAUAAUGUAAAGUUGACCUGGAAGUGAGAGGAGAAGAAGCCUUCUGUUUUUUGUUGUUUUCCAACUUGAAAUGUGCAAUACCUUCAGCAAAAUGUGCUCUCUUAGCGCCUCCUGGAGGUAAACAAAGUGUUGGUACUUACUGUCAAUCCUUUUUCCUCUUUCAUUCAUCAAUCAAUAAGAUCACGUUUUGUUCUCUUUGUCCUGAUAUUUCUGUGUAAUGUGUCAACUUGGCUGACAGAUUUCUAGGCUGUGGUAAGACCAAUAAUGUUAAUAAUAAUAAUAGUCCAUACGAGUCAUAUCAUAUUGUAUGGUGCUGGUUUGUGCACUACUAGAAAACAUGAUGCCUCCUUACAGUAAAAUACAUGAGAACAAAAUCAAACUGUGUACUACAAAUAAAAGAAUAC